Molecule: messenger RNA, 2536 nt
Organism: Cyphomyrmex costatus
Lineage: Eukaryota; Metazoa; Arthropoda; Insecta; Hymenoptera; Formicidae
Gene: E(z)
Product: histone-lysine N-methyltransferase E(z)
Exons: 12
Coding region: 196-2484 (762 amino acids)
Biological process (GO): heterochromatin formation
Cellular component (GO): ESC/E(Z) complex; nucleus
Molecular function (GO): histone H3K27 methyltransferase activity; protein binding; chromatin binding
Source: RefSeq, a predicted model, not a curated record
UUCCCUUCACGACCGAAUGGCGAUUUAUGUUAAUUUAUGUUGUUUGACGUGGUUUGACGUACAUUUAGCAAUAAUAUAUUAGCCUUAUCGAACUUGUUUUCGGAGAUCAUCUGCCGUAAAAGGGAAAGAAGAUAUAUAGCAAUAUGUAUAAUAGCAUUUAUUAGUUUUAUUCGAAAAGCGUGCAUUUAUGUUACUAUGUCGAAAGCCAAAGUUACAGCGGAAUGGAGGAAGAGGGUAAAGUCGGAAUACAUGCGAUUGCGGCAAAUGAAACGCUAUAAACGAGCGGACGAAGUCAAGAUCGCGUGGAACCAGAAUCGUAAGAUUAUGACAGAACUUCUUAUGGCUGAACAAAAGCGUUGGACAGAUGGAAAGGCAAUGUGGCUGUCAAUGCAAGACAUUCCACCUCAUCUUUCUUGUAUGAAGAAAGCUGAAAUUACUAGUCCUGAUGGCGAUGUACAAAGUUGUCCUGUAAAAAUAAUUAAUGCAGUGACUCCUAUACCAACCAUGUAUACAUGGGCUCCCAUUCAACAGAACUUUAUGGUAGAGGAUGAAACCGUUUUGCAUAACAUUCCUUAUAUGGGUGAUGAAAUUUUAGAUCAAGAUGGUACUUUUAUCGAGGAGCUUAUAAAAAAUUAUGAUGGAAAGGUCCAUGGUGACAGAGAAUCUGGUUUUAUGGAUGAUUCUAUCUUUGUCGAUUUGGUGAAUGCUCUAGCAAAUUAUGAGAAAGAAGAUAAAGACAAGGACCAAGUAAAGAAAGGAAAGGAACCCUUAAAAGAGAAAGAAAACCAAAAGGAAAACGACAAGAAAGAUGAAACAAAAGGUGAAACAGAAAAAACUGAAAGUGGGAAGACAGCUGUUACUCCAUUUCCAUCAAUGCAUAUAUUUAAUGCUAUAUCAAGCAUGUUUCCCGAUAAAGGAAGACCCGAAGAAUUAAAAGAAAAAUAUAUUGAAUUAACAGAAAGAUUUGAUCCAAAUGUUUUACCGCCAGAAUGUACGCCUAAUAUAGAUGGUAUAAAUGCAAGAAGUGUACCUAGAGAACAAACGAUGCAUUCUUUUCAUACUUUGUUCUGCAGGAGAUGUUUCAAGUACGACUGCUUCUUACAUCCAGCCAGGGGGACCUCGCCGCAAGGUCUUCAAGUUUGCCAUCCAGGUCCGAAUUUGCUGAAGCGGAAAGGACCCGAUUUGAAACCGUUUCCAGAGCCAUGUGGGACUGAAUGUUACAUGCAUUUGGAGGGGAUGAAGGAAAAGCUGGCGGCACAAGCGGCGGAUAUAAAAGAAGAAGAAGGCGAUGAGAAACGUGGUGGUCCUAGGAAAGUACGAAAACAAGCGAGUGUUGAUUCUGGAAAUGAAGCGAGCAGCGAGGAUAGUAACGAUAGUAAUAAGUAUGGUCAAGGAGGCAGUUGUCAAGACUUUAAGCAAAACGUUAACAAAAACUCCCAAUCUGAAGAAAUGAUGGAAGAUCAAGCACAGCCUGAAAAUCAAGCGCCCUUCACGUUAUUAGGAAUUGGUAAACGAAGUAAAACUGAAAGUGAAUUCUCAUGGACAGGUUCAGAACAGAGCUUGUUUCGAGCUCUUCACAAAGCUUUCCCCGGCAAUCCAUGUGCAUUAGCACAAAUUAUAUUAACGAAAACUUGCCAGGAGGUGUAUGAAUUUGCACAAAAAGAGGCUUCGGAUAUUCCCGCUAUAGAAAAUCUGAAGGACUUCACGCCACCGCGUAAAAAGAAAAAGAAGCAUCGGUUAUGGUCUAUGCAUUGCAGGAAGAUACAACUUAAGAAGGAUUCUGGUGCUAAUCAUGUUCAUAAUUUCGCACCUUGCGAUCAUCCAGGUCGCCAGUGCGACAAUUCAUGUCCCUGCAUACAGGCACAGAAUUUUUGCGAAAAAUUCUGUCAAUGCAGCAGCGAGUGUCAAAAUCGAUUUCCUGGUUGUAGAUGUAAAGCUCAGUGCAACACGAAACAAUGCCCGUGUUAUUUAGCUGUAAGAGAAUGUGACCCGGAUCUUUGUCAAACGUGUGGCGCUGAUCAAUUCCAUAUCACUAAAAUAUCCUGUAAAAAUGUCAGCGUGCAACGUGGUCUUCACAAGCAUCUUCUAAUGGCACCUUCAGAUGUAGCAGGAUGGGGAAUUUUCCUAAAAGAGUCAGCGGCGAAGAAUGAAUUUAUUUCAGAAUACUGCGGCGAAAUUAUUAGUCAAGAUGAAGCCGACAGAAGAGGAAAAGUAUAUGAUAAAUAUAUGUGCAGUUUUCUCUUCAAUCUUAAUAAUGAUUUCGUCGUUGACGCAACAAGAAAAGGGAAUAAAAUAAGAUUCGCCAAUCAUUCCAUAAAUCCCAAUUGUUACGCAAAAGUAAUGAUGGUGAACGGUGAUCACAGAAUAGGUAUUUUUGCUAAAAGAGCAAUACAACCUGGUGAAGAAUUAUUUUUUGAUUAUAGAUAUGGACCAACGGAGCAACUCAAAUUUGUUGGCAUCGAGCGAGAAAUGGAAUUUCUUUAAGAAUUUGUAUUUUAUAUAUAUGUAAUCACACACAUAUAAAUAAUACGCUGAA